Molecule: messenger RNA, 1636 nt
Organism: Pundamilia nyererei
Lineage: Eukaryota; Metazoa; Chordata; Actinopteri; Cichliformes; Cichlidae
Gene: lrrc73
Product: leucine rich repeat containing 73
Exons: 7
Coding region: 497-1471 (324 amino acids)
Molecular function (GO): protein binding
Source: RefSeq, a predicted model, not a curated record
GGAUUCGAAGUCUCUCUUUGACGUCACAGAGAACCCCAGCCUUUAGUUUGAAUAGAGUCUGUGUAUUACUGUGUUUACUGCUUCAGUAGAAAUUCACGCUGAGCUCAUGAACGUUUCCUGUCAAAGGCUGUUGUUUUGUCAUUAGCCUUGUUGCCAUGGUGACCGCUGCUUCCGGUCCCGGUGACGCGCUCGGAGUGAGUCCUCUGUCCUCUGCGAGCUCUCUGGGUGUCAUAGUAACGGUCACCUGCAGAAGCACACCGGGACUGGCGGAGCUCGCGGACCGACGGACAGACCCGCUGCCACAAGCGCUCCAGCUGAUCUAAUCCAUCGAUGCCGGAUCGAUCGGCUCUGAUGUCCGCCGCUCUGGAUCGGAACCCGCGCGUGGCCUGCGGCGAGAUCGGCAAAUAAUGACAUCAGCGCGUGACAGCCCCGAACCUCCCCGCGUGAGCUGAUCGAUCAUCUAUCAGGUGUCCCGGUGCUCCCAGUGGCGUCCGCAAUGCUGCCUGCCUCUAUCCAGAUCACAGGCGAGAUGCUGUCGGCGGCUGAAGUUCAAGACAUCUGCGAGAGUCUGAAGGAGGAUGGCGUGCGCCUGCUGUCUGUGCGUGGCUGCCAGCUCUCAGAUCGCGACUUUGGGCGUGUCUGCCGCAGCGUUGCUGAGUCGCACUCGCUUGCUCAGCUGAACCUUAACCUGGGCGUUGUCUCCAGUAUUGGCCGGACGCGGCACCUGGCUGACGCCCUGAAGACUAACCGCUCCCUGCAGACCCUGUUCCUUCAUGGCAGCCCACUGUUGGACGCCGGCUUAGUGACCCUGAACCCCGCCCUGUCCACCCACCCUUCACUGGUGUGCCUGGAUCUUGGUGACUGCAUGCUGGGAGACGAGGCACUGGGUCUGAUCUGCGGGAUGCUGCCGCCAGACGGCGCAAAGUCAGGGCUCAGGGAGCUCACUCUCAGUGCUAACCCAGGAAUCAGCUCCAAAGGCUGGGCUCGACUCUCCAUUGCUGUGGCACACAGCUCGCAGCUCCGCGUGCUCAACCUGGACUACAACCCACUCGGUGAUCAGAUUGCAGGGAUGCUGGCAGUUGCCGUGGCAUCCAGCAGGACUCUGGAGGUUCUGGACCUGGAGGGAACCGGACUGACCAACCAGUCAGCACAGGUAUUCCUGGACAUGGUGGAGAACUACCCGACCAGCCUGCGGGUCCUGGUUCUGGCUGAGAACGACAUUAGUCCGGAGCUCCAGCAGCAGAUCGGUGACCUGCUGUCUGAGGGGGAGGAUGACGAUGACAGAGAGGCCUUGCCUCUGGUGCCAGAUCCUGCCUCCAUCACUGCUUUCCAGCAAAUCAGAGACAAGUAUCACCCAAUCAGAGACAAGUACCAGCUUCCCGCCUGGCUACCCCACAGCAACUCCAGCACCCAGGCGGUUUUGCUGACGUCAGGUCUAGGUGAGAGCUUAUUGGCUGAGACUGAGAUGUGACCCCUCCCACAAACAUACCCAUUUCCAGUCAUGCUGCCGUCACUUUUUUCAGUUUGAAUGGGUUAUUUUUCUUCUGCACUGCACUUCUGUGGUUGUCAGAUCACCUGAUGGCUUGCACCCAAUCACACGCCCCGCAUGGUUCGAUGUAGCACCUGAACACAGACG